Arxiozyma heterogenica is the source of this 2259-nucleotide messenger RNA. It is a transcript of the gene MLH3, whose product is annotated as mismatch repair protein MLH3. NCBI's taxonomy places the organism in Eukaryota, Fungi, Ascomycota, Saccharomycetes, Saccharomycetales, Saccharomycetaceae. The record is from RefSeq and is a predicted model, not a curated record. The transcript has a single exon. Bases 1 to 2259 code for a protein of 752 amino acids. Gene Ontology annotation, biological process: mismatch repair. Gene Ontology annotation, molecular function: mismatched DNA binding; ATP binding; ATP-dependent DNA damage sensor activity. Gene Ontology annotation, cellular component: mismatch repair complex.
AUGGUUAUGUCCAAACUUAGAGUGUUAGACGGGACCAUAUCAAUAAAGUUACAAGCACAACCACAUAUUUUAUCCUACACUUCGGCGGUUAAUGAAUUGUUACAAAACAGUAUAGAUGCCCAUGCUUCUACAAUAUAUAUUGUCUGUGAUUUCUCACAAGGUAAUAUAUUGUGUAAGGAUAAUGGUGACGGUAUACCACAUGAAGAUUUAAAUCGUUUGGGAAAGCAGAAUUAUUUGACUUCAAAGAUCAAUCAAUUGAAUGAUUUAACUAAAUUGAGCAGUUAUGGUUUUAAAGGGAUUGCAUUAUAUUCAAUGACACAGCUAUCAAGAGAACUAUAUAUUGUCUCAAAAUGUCCUGGAUACGGCUCAACUUGGCUUAAAAAAUUACAAAGUAAUGAACCUUGUAAAAUGGUAUCUAAUGAAACAAAAGAAUGGAUACCUAGCGAUAAAUUAAAUGAAAUAUUCACCCUAAAAUAUAUCCCUUUAAAUGAGCAUGGAACUACUAUUUUAAUUCAUGAUAUGUUUUAUAAUAUACCAGUAAGAAAGAAAAUAGUCCUUGAGGAACCUUUGUUUAAAAUAUUCCAUCAAUUAAAAAUGAGUUUAUUUCAAGUUGUUCUAAAAAAUCCAAAUGUUACCAUUACUAUUGACUACCUUCAUAAUGGAAAACCAAAAAAUAUUAUACGUUACUCAAUGGCAAAUCUGCAAUCAAAUGCUUCUAAUUAUUAUGUUCGAUUAAUACGGCAUGUUUUUAAUCCAAUUACACCAGACAAUGUUAUGAAAAAUGUAGCGUUAAAUUUCAAACAGUUUAAUUUGAAAGGAAUGAUAUCUACUUACCCUUUAAAGACUAAAGACUUGCAACUUAUUUUUAUUAACGGCAGAAAGUAUUAUGACCCAACUUUCAUUAAGUUAAUAAAUUCCUAUUUUUUUUCUUCAGGCUGGCCUGGAAACAUUAACAUGAACUGCAGUAACUACCCUUCGUCUACUGCCACGUCAGGGAAAAAUGUUCGGUGGUUUCCUUUUUAUGUUCUAGAUAUAACAUCACCAUUAGAUGUGAAUGAUUUUUUGCAAGAACCUGAAAAAACUAUAAUACGACCACAUAUGGAAAAUAUUAUACAGAAAUUGAUUUUAAAAGUAUUUUCAGGUUUCCUAAGUUUACAAGGUUAUCCUGUUGCUAUGGCUACUCAACCUGUAACAAGCUCAUUCAAAGAAAAAUCUUUGCCAUAUUGUGCAAAGGAUAAUUCCAACAAAGGCGAAUAUCUACAAAUAGAUAAAUCUACUCAAAUAAAUUAUAAUGACGGAUGUACUCUUGCCAAAAAAAUUGCUGAUAUAAUGUUAAAAAGAAAUUGCAAGAAUAAACUCUUAUCAACUACUCCAAUUUCCAAAAAGAUAAAAUUAGGUAAUACUACCUGGAUUAACAUUAAGAGGAUAAACGAAGACAUAUUAAAUAAACUAACAUACGAACUUAAAAAAGAUCAUUUGUCUAAUUGUGAUAUCAUUGGUCAACUUGAUAAAAAAUUUAUAUUAGCUAAGUUUAGCAAACUUUCAACAACAACAUUAUUGAUCCUAGAUCAACAUGCUUGUGAUGAAAGAAUUAAACUGGAAUCUCACUUACAAAACUAUAUUAAUGAUAUUAUUGAUAAUGCCUUGUUACUGAAAAAUAUACCAAAACCUUUACUGAUUAAAAUAAAUCAUGACGAAUUUCAACUUUUUAGCUAUUAUAAAGAAGAAUUUAUGAAAUGGGGUAUUAAAUAUUGCUUACUUGAAGAAGCAGUAAUAAGCAAUGAAGAUAAAGCUAAUAUCCCCGAGAAAGUUAAGAAUACCCUAAAGAUAACUGCAUUGUCAGAAUUUAUCUUUGAAAGAUUUGGCAGAAAUCAAAACUUUAUUAAAAAUGUUAUGAUACAUCACAUGGAGGAUCUAAAAUGUUCUAACAAGAUAUCAAUACAGAAAAGAUUUAAUAAUAGAAUAAAACAUCAAUCCUGGUACAAAUAUACUAAUAGCAUACCGUCAUUUUUAAUGGAUUUUUUCAAUUCAAAGGCUUGCAGAUCUGCUAUAAUGUUUGGUGAUGAAUUGACAAAAUCUGAAUGUCAAGUAUUGAUUAAUGAUUUAAGCAAGUGUGUUUUACCUUUUCAUUGUGCACAUGGGCGACCUUCUAUUAUUCCAUUAACAGUAAUAAAUGGAGAACAAUCAUUCGCUGUUGAUAGUAAUAUGAACAACGGAGGAAAUCUGUCAAUCGAUACACCAAUAGAUUAUAUUAUCUAA